GGUGCAGCGCGGCGGGGCCGGAGCUGCCAGAGCCGGGGCCCGGCGGCCGUGAGGGGAGAGCGGGUGCGUGAGGCCGUGGCGCCGGGUGCGGAAUCGGAGGCGGCCGACAACCUGUGAGCCGGUGGCGGUGGCGGAUGCGGCCUGCGUGCGGCGUUGCGGGGAUAAGGCGCGGCCUCGGGCGGCGAUGUGCAGCUGACACGCGUGUGGGGAGAGGCUGACCGAAGGCGCCGGGUGCUGCGGCCGACGGUCUCCUCCAUGCUUGAAGGUGGAAUGUUCAGGAGCUACCUCGUUGCCUGAUUGUCUACCAUUUUCAACUGGAUGUGCUCGGCCUUCAGGAUGUAACAUGGAAGAGAGAAAAUAACUUUCGAAGAAGCUGCUUCAUCAAAAGAAUGGCCUUUCUGGACAACCCUGCCAUUAUCCUGGCUCACAUUCGUCAGUCACAUGUCACAAGCGAUGACACGGGGAUGUGUGAAAUGGUUCUCAUUGACCAUGAUGUUGACAUGGAGAAAAUGUACGCUCCUGUAUCCAGCAAUUUCAGGACAAAAGUGCAGGGGGAAGGGAGUGGUGAGACUCAGGGCUAUGACUACUCGCAAUCAGUUGACAUUACCUCAAGUUGGGAUUUUGGUAUUCGGAGGCGAUCAAACACAGCUCAAAGACUUGAACGAUUACGAAAAGAACGACAAAAUCAGAUUAAAUGCAAAAAUGUUCAGUGGAAAGAGAGAAACGCUAUACUCUCAGCUGAAGAACUCGGCUGCUUAUUCGAAAAGAAGGACUUCCGUGCAAAACCACUGACUGCUGGAACAUCAUCUAUGCUUUCUGUACGACUUGAACACUGUCCGCAUCAGCUGAACAACCCAUUCAAUGAGUAUUCCAAGUUUGAUGGCAAGGGCCACAUUGGUACCACAGCAACCAAAAAUAUUGAUGUCUACCUCCCCAUGCAGACAAGCCAAGACAAGAUGCAGCCAAUGACUGUGGUGACAAUGGCAAAUGCAAGAGUUCAGGAUCUGAUUGGCUUGCUGUGCUGGCAGUACACCAGUGAAGGACGUGAACCCAAGCUGAAUGAAAAAGUGGACGUCUACUGCCUUCAUAUUGCCGAGGAUGAUGGAGAAGUUGAUGGCGAUUUUCCACCAUUGGAUUCCAAUGAGCCAAUUCAUAAGUUCGGCUUCAGUACACUGGCACUAGUUGAGAAGUACUCACCGCCUGAGCUGGCAGCAAAACAGUCUCUCUUUGUUCGCAUUAAUGCCCCACAGAGUGGAUUCUCACUUAUUCAAGUUGACAGCAUGAAUGUCACGAUGAAGGAGAUACUACAGAAGGCUCUAAAACGAAGAAAAGGUUCACAAAAGGCUGCAGAACAUCAAUAUCGGCUUGAGAAGCAAAAUGAACCUAACGUAGCUGUAGAUUUAGAUCGUACCUUAGAGAGUCAGAGCACUUUGGAAUUCUGUCUGGUCAGAGAGUACAGUUCGAGAGGAGAAGAGAGUUCAGAGGAUGAGCCGCCUCUGGAGAUCACAACGGUACAGGACAUUCUGAGCAGCCAUCGCUACAAGUCUUACAAAGUCAGCAUCGUUCACAAGCUCCGAUUCACCACUGAUGUUCAAUUAGGUAUCUCGGGAGAAAAGGUGGAGAUAGACCCUGUUACUAAUCAGAAGGCAAGCACCAAGUUUUGGAUUAAACAGAAACCCAUUUCAAUUGAUUCUGAUCUACUCUGCGCUUGUGACCUUGUGGAAGAGAAGAGUCCAAGCAACGCAAUAUUCAAGCUCACAUAUCUAAGCAAUCAUGACCACAAGCAUCUCUACUUUGAAGCAGACACCAACACAGUCAAUGAAAUUGUGCUGAAGAUUAACUAUAUUUUGGAAUCCAGAGCAAGUUCAGCACGAGCUGAAUACCAGGCUCAGAAACAAAGAAAACUUAGCAGAAGAACAAGCUUCAGUUUUCAGAAGGACAAAAAAUCAGGGCAGUAGCAGCAGCAGCAGCAGCAGCAUCAAUGCAAACUGUCUGGACAAUUCUGCUGAGAGAGGGAGAAGCUCCCCACAGCAUUACAGGUGGGCGAUAGGACGUUGAAGUUGUAACUGUCCAGGAACAGAACGGCAAAGGAAACGGAUUCAGAUUUGGAGGCAUUUGAGAUCUCUUGCUAUUCUUGCAUUCAAGGGAUCUUGGUCUUCCUGUUUGGGAUGCAGAUUUUCCUUCCAGAUUCUUCCUGUUGCCGAGCAGCCAUAUCAGACAGAAACAAAUGCUGGUGGCUCGGUUUGUUCCCCUGUUUCAUGGGGAGAGGCCACCUAUAUAAUCACCUCCGGAUUAUGGAUACAAUAAAUUGCACUGUCUGACAAGUGACUUCACACAGGUUGUCGUAGCUUGUCACCUGAUCAAAGAUGAAAGCUAAUCAUGUUGGGACAAAACCAUGACAUUUCCUUUUCUGAUUCUUUUAAAAAUACAAUUACUGGAUAAGUAGUUUAAUAAGUUUUUUCUUAACAGCUGAAUAAUACAUUUUUUAUGACCUCUGGAAGAAAUAAACAUUAGUUUUUACUGUGA
Messenger RNA from Leucoraja erinaceus (little skate), 2526 nucleotides. It is a transcript of the gene mapkap1, whose product is annotated as MAPK associated protein 1. Lineage: Eukaryota; Metazoa; Chordata; Chondrichthyes; Rajiformes; Rajidae. Gene Ontology annotation, cellular component: plasma membrane; TORC2 complex; cytoplasm. Bases 390 to 1958 code for a protein of 522 amino acids. The record is from RefSeq and is a predicted model, not a curated record. The transcript is spliced from 13 exons. Gene Ontology annotation, biological process: TORC2 signaling. Gene Ontology annotation, molecular function: phosphatidylinositol-4,5-bisphosphate binding.